Molecule: messenger RNA, 365 nt
Organism: Staurois parvus
Lineage: Eukaryota; Metazoa; Chordata; Amphibia; Anura; Ranidae
Source: the annotation of a GenBank genome assembly
AGCAGAUCACAUGAGAAUUUUACACAAUGGAAUAGCACAUGUUAAAACUUGUAGGAGGAGUUUUCAUUUUGCUCUAGAUGGAUGCAGAACCCCUGACCUCUGUCGGGACAGUGCUGAUUAGCCCUGUGCUGAUCACAUGCACUCUCCCAAGAAAGAAAAAAACCUCUCUAGCAAUACACACCAAACUGAGCAUGUGCAGAGUGUCUCCACACAUAUGUCUUAUCAGGAGACAAGAGGGGGACACUGGAAGAAGGGGAGGAUUGGAGAAGACAGGAUCAGACAGCCUUUUUACACAAUGCAGAGGAUUAACCCCUUAGGUUCCACAGUGAGUAUAACAAGCAUGCUUUACUGAAUAUACAGACUCA